Molecule: messenger RNA, 1980 nt
Organism: Glarea lozoyensis ATCC 20868
Lineage: Eukaryota; Fungi; Ascomycota; Leotiomycetes; Helotiales; Helotiaceae
Product: Glutathione synthetase ATP-binding protein
Exons: 2
Coding region: 1-1980 (659 amino acids)
Molecular function (GO): metal ion binding; ATP binding
Source: RefSeq, a predicted model, not a curated record
AUGGAUACUUGGCAGAGUUGUAUUGUUAAAGUCCCUCAAGAUGAACGACAAGUCCAUUGUCGAUGGAGGGUCAAAGCUGCUGAAUUGGCUCAGCAGGUGACUUCAGUAUCACAGUUCAAUAUACUAGACCUUAUUUUUACGACACGGUUUGAGAAUGGCCAAAGUUCAGAACUUCGAGUUGAGAAUCUACAGAAUGAAAAUGCAUCCGAGAGUCACAGCAAAGAAGCUCUUCCAAAAUCCGCCAAAUCUUUCAUCCUCUCACAUGUGGAGCCAUGGUUGAAGCAUCCAGAGACUAGCGAGUUGGCUAUCAAAUUGCUGAUCCCAGCUGAGAAGGGACAUGUCGUUCGUUCUAAUAUCCUUCAGCAGCGAAUGUCCGGCUGCGAGCGUGUUGGCGAUAUCCAGGCUUUUUGCAGCCCCUUUGAUGAACAGAAGGAAGCAGCUCAUACGAAUCUUUCAUCCGUAACACCAGAGACCUUCCAGAUGCUGUUACGUUGUGCGUCCGGUGGACUGGUUGUUCAAGCCAACAAAGAAUUGUCUGCUACUGAAGCUCUGAGUUUCGUUGACAGCCAAUUGGUAAUUAGAAUGUCAAUCCCAUGGCUCUCCUCUUCGCCACCGCCAGAGCAGAUGAUAGUGGCCAUCGGAUCUCACAGGGUACAAUCUAUGGAAACAUUCUACGACGCAGCACACAGCCUAGGAAUUAAAAUGCUACUUGUAGCUAGUAAAGACGACAAAGUCUACUCACACUGUCGAGACGAUAUCGUCACCGUGGACAUGACGCUAGACGAUGGGCUGGUAUCUCGAAUAGUCGAGGCGCUUAGAAGCCAGCAUGGGAGUCUGAGUGGUGUCGUGGCUUACAGAGAUCAUCUUCUAGUCACAGCAGCAAAAGUAGCAGAGGAACUAGGCUUGCCGACAUCACCACCAUCAGCCGUCGAAACAUGCGUCAACAAACACGCAAUGAGAUUAAAAACUAUGGCCAACUGUUCUCAAAUGCUGUACGCCGAAGACCUCAAUCAUCUAAAGCAGCUCGUCACCUCACUCCCUCAACCUCUCGAAUUCCCACUCGUGGUAAAACCCUCCGAAGGCCAAGGAUCCGUCGGCGUUUCCAAAGUUACAAACACACAACAACUCUACGACGCCGUGACUGGCAUCGAGAACUACGCGCAGAAAUCGGGAGUCAAGUCUGGAGUCAUCGUCGAAACCUACAUCGACGGGCCUGAAAUCGAUGCCAACUUCGUGAUGCUAGACGGAGAAGUCCUCUUCUCGGAAGUCGUGGAUAAUUUCCCAUGUACAGCCGAUGACGAGGAAGACCAACAGACAGACUCGUUUUUAGAACGUGAUAUGGUCUAUCCGUCUGGAUUAAGCGAUCCAGAAAUCUCCUUCAUAAAGAGCUCGAUUCAGCACUUGCUCGUUGAAGAUCUUGGUUUUCAAACCGGUGUAUUUCACGUCGAAGGACGCGUCUGUGGCUCGAGCAUGGAAUACAAAACCCAAGACGGCAUCACAGAUCUGCACUCUAAACAGCUUUCUCAGGCAAAAUCGCCAAGUGUGUUUAUCCUAGAAGUUAACGCUAGAUGUCCCGGCGUAGCAGGUGUCCCGCCUACAGCAUGGACAUAUGGAGUUGACCUAGCGGCGCUGUGGCUCCUGACUGCAGUGCGCGACACGCAACGACUGAGAGCAUUGUCUCGGUCGUUCCUGAAUGGCGCAGAGUUGUGGUGCGAUCUCGUGCCUAUCACAGUGACUCGUGGCGGGACGCUAGAAAGCGAUGAUAUAAUGGAGGAAUUACGACAGCGACGACCAGAUCUCAUGGCGACUGUUUUUACCACCACGAUAUUCUAUCGGUGUGGGGAUGUUGUGCCGGAACCUUCUGUGACGAAUUUGAGUGGUAUUAUUGCGGAGUUUGUGUGCUUUUCUAGGAAGAGUAGGGCGGACUUGCUGGGGAUUGUGAAGCAAAUUCGGGAAGAGGUGCGGAUUCGCUGGAGAUGA